CAAAUUGCUGUGGGUCUGAAGACUGAACCCUGUGAAAAAGGUACAAAAUGGAAGCGAUUUCACCCGCAAUUCCUUUACGCGAUAUUUAAAGAGAAGCUGCUUAUAUCGGGAGUGCGUGUAUCAGCAAUCCGAGUGAUCACUCGCUCGGAGGCGUGGCGAGGAGGACGGAGCACAGAGUAAGAGGCGAAGCGCAGCUGGCGGAUCCCAACUGCACCGAUCGCAACUUGUAUCGCCGGGGUGUCUCAGGCGGUGUUGAUCUCUGGAUAUUCCUCGUUCGUUAAGGACGUUUUCCUCUGUUGUGUGUCGGGCCGGGGACGCGGUCUCGUCCUUAAGGAGGUGGUCUGCUGUUUGAACAUGUGAUUGAAGGAGAGGAAGCCCAGAAGCCUGCCAUGCGUGUUUGUGUUAAAAGAAGCCCGUGAAGACCCUUUUGCCUCAGAACAAAGUGCCGCUUGGGGAUCCAAGCCCAGUGCUGAGCAGUACCGAGAUUCAAUUAUUUCUGGGAACGAGCUCCCAUAUCUGGGGAGAUUGACACAUCUGCAGCUCUGCUCUUGGGUAGCCAUGUGGAUUAUCGGUGCCCAUCCGUUCUUUCUGUGUGCCACAGCUCUAUUUGCAGUCAUCCAUGCAGCUGCUGCAACAGAUCUGGACAUCACCCCUCGCAUCAGCUUUCUGUACAAUGCGAAGGAAAGGCCAGCCAGGAGGUUCUCGGCCGAAGGGGUGUUCAAUUAUAGCUCCCUCCUCUUGAGCAGCGAGGAGGACGUUCUCUUCGUGGGCGGCAGGGAGGCGCUCUUCGCCCUCAACCUCUCCGACAUCAGCAACGGAAAGCUCCACAAGAACCUGACGUGGAGCACUCCGGAAAAGAAGAGACACGAAUGCAGUUUUAAAGGGAAGAACCUGCAAACUGAUUGCUUCAAUUACAUCAAGAUCUUGCUCCGGCUGAACAGCACACAUCUCUAUGUAUGUGGAACAUAUGCCUUCAGCCCCAUCUGUGCAUAUAUACGCAUCUCAGACUUUUCGUUGGUGAAGAGUGAAAAGGGGGACAUUGUUACUGAGGACGGUCGAAGCCGAUGCCCGUUUGAUCCAGAAUAUAAAUCCACUGCCAUCAUGGUUGAUGGUGAACUGUAUGCUGGCACGGUCAGUAACUUCCAGGGAAAUGAACCGAUCAUUUACAAGAGCCUCGGUCAGGGGACCCCCUUAAAAACCGAGAACUCCCUGAACUGGCUUCAAGACCCAGCAUUCGUGGGGUCAGCCUAUAUCCAAGAGAGUCUACCAAGAGGCAAUUCAGUCGGCGACGACGAUAAAAUCUACUUCUUCUUCAGUGAAGCGGGAAAGGAGUUUGAUUUCUUUGACAACACCAUUGUGUCGAGGAUCGCCCGUGUUUGUAAGGGGGACAUGGGAGGGGAGCGCGUGCUGCAGAAGAAAUGGACCACGUUCCUCAAGGCGCACCUCCUGUGCUCCCUCCCGGACGAUGGCUUCCCUUUCAACGUCAUCCAGGACAUGUUUGUCCUGACGCCGGGCCGGCAGCAUUGGAAGAACACCACCUUCUACGGCCUCUUCACCUCGCAGUGGUACAGAGGUGCGUCGGGGAGCUCGGCGGUGUGCGCCUUCUCCAUGGAACAGGUGGAGCGCGCCUUCAACGGGCGCUACCGCGAGGUGAACCGGGAGACCCAGCAGUGGUACACCUACAACCACCCUGUGCCCGAGCCGCGGCCCGGAGCGUGCAUCACGAAUGCAGCGAGGCAGAUGAACAUACAUUCCUCACUUCACAUGCCUGACAAGGUUCUGAACUUUGUGAAGGAUCAUUUCCUGAUGGACAGUGUGAUCCGCAGUCAGCCUAUUCUCCUGAAGCGCAAUGUGAGAUACACUCAGAUUGCCGUGCACAGAGUUCAGGCCAUUUCCAGAACCUACGAUGUCCUCUUCAUCGGUACAGAUGAUGGAAAACUUCACAAAGCAAUUAACACUGACCACAGGAUGUACAUCAUUGAAGAGAUCUCUCUCUUUGCUGAGCCCCAGCCUGUGCAAAACAUCAUUCUGGACUUAGAAAAGGGCGUCCUGUUUGUGUCCUCUCACUCGGGGCUGGUGGAGGUCCCUGUAGCGAACUGCAGUAACUACCAGAGCUGUGGAGAGUGCAUCCUGUCCAGAGAUCCGUACUGCGCCUGGAGCGGGAGGCAUUGCCGAGAUGUCAGGCAGGCUUCACCAGACCGAUCGUGGAAGCAGGAUGUUGAGGAAGCCAACACUUCGGCCGCCUGUAGCAUUGCACUGCCUGGCCCGCGGUCUUUCAAUCCAUCAGGCAAGACAGGUGGGUUUGAGUGCCAGGCUUUCGUUUUACCGGCCAACACCUUCAAAGUCCUCUCCUGCAAGCUGCAUUCGAACCUGGCCCAGCGGCGCUGGGUGUACAGUGACAGUGCCAGCCAGUUCGUGUACGCCAGUCCGGACGGGGGCCUGGUGGUGGUGGCGCAGGCAGACAUGCCGGAGACGUACGAGUGCUGGUCGGUGGAGGAGGGCUUCCGGCAGCUGGUGGCUAACUAUUGCGUGAGAGCAGAGAAGCUCCCGGACACAACCACCACCACCACCGCCUCUACUGCCCGGUCCAGGACGCCCCGGGUCCAGGUGGAUGGGUCCCUUAUCCUCCCCGGGGAGAGCCGGUCUCCCCAGCUCAGCCCCAAGACCUACUGGAAUGAGCUGCUCAUCGUCUGCGCCCUCCUGGGCUUCUCCUUCCUCGUCUUCUCCCUGUUCGUGGUCUACCGCAACCGGGAUCACAUGAAGUCCGUGCUGAAGCAGGGCGAGUGUCCCAACAUGCAGCAGAAGAAGCCCAGGAUGGGGGGGAAGCCGGCGGAGAGCCUCCCGCUCAACGGGAGCGCCGUGCCGGCGUCCACGUCUGACCACAAGGGCUACCAGACCCUCAAUGACAACUACAUCUGCAGCACGCCCACACACGAGUCCCCCGACCACGGCAAGGGCUUCACGGAGUCGGAGAAACGGCCGCUGGACUUCAAGGAGAGCCACGUGGAGAUCUCACCCACCUGCCCCCGCCCCAGAGUCCGGCUGGGGUCUGAAAUCAAAGACUCCAUCGUGUGAGGCAUCUGUGAAUGGGACAGGACUUGUGCUUAGCAUUGUCCUCCUUCCAAUCCACAGUCCAACAAGGGGAGCGCUGGCACCACAUCACAAACGGGGCCUUUCAUUUGUCAGUCCUCUUGCCCCGGCCUUUUAUUUUCACUGAUUCCAUCUUGGUUUCCAUGGGGGGUGAAGUCUGAGGCUCAUUUCUUUUUCUGAACUAAAUGUCACCCAGAUGACAAUGACUUGUUUUGCAAGAAGCGAGAGCAUGUCUGGCUUGGCCGACAGAAGAAAAGGUAAAAUCUCCUCAAGAACUUUUACAGAAAGCAAUCUUCCAAGUGAAGCGACAAAGGGGAGCAAAUUCCUUUACUUUUUAUCUUUGUGACAGUGUGGUGCGAAGUUGUUAGGCAAACAGAGACUGUACCUGCAGCAGCUAUUUUGCUCCACCCACUGCAGAAUCAAUCAGUCUCUGACUGCUCUGUAAGCAUUAAGGUCUUUUUAGACUAAUUGGUCCGUCCCCAUGUUCUCAACAUAUCACCACAACAGAAAAUCACUUCCAGACCUGGCCGCAAUGAGCCACACUUGAACUACACCUUUUGCUUGAACAGAUCACCCCAUUCUGGUAGGAUACUGCAAAACUGAGAACAAGUUCAACUUCAGUGGUUUCUAAACUUCCAAAUGAUAUAGAAUUUCACAGCAGAAUUAGCAUGUCUUUCAUCCUUUUACCAACCAACAAAAAGGGAGUCCAUCUCCGCUUAAGACUCUCCUGCAUCCCUCUGAGCUCGGGGAGGGUGAAGGUGAGAUUGUGGCAAGCUGGGGAAAAAACAAAAGUUGUGCCUACUUGCAAAAGGAGAAAAACGAAGAGUGUUUUUUCCGAGAAACUCAGUAUUCUCAGCGGAGGUGCUAACACCUUCUCUCUCGAAGCCUGCUGACGUUAUCCAGCACAAACACAAGAGGGAGGAGUGAGAGUAGAACAGCCAAGGACGGGAGGGUGUGCAGCGUGUUUUGACCACAAACCCAGACCAAACACAGAAGCCUGCCACCCUCUUCUCAAAAGACAGAACCAACAGAGCAUUAAAUGCGCACUAUGCAAAAAAGCGGUUUCUUACCUGUGAGGAAAUACAAGGGUUAUAUCUAUGGAAUUGAAAGAGCAUCUAGCAUAGGAUCCAGGUGUUGAAUGGGCUACCUUACUGGGCUUCAUUAUGCUCUCUAAGUAUUAAUCCCCAGAGACAUUCAUGAGAAACAAAACAAUGUAUGCAAUUAAGCUUUAGUCAUUUUGGAAUUAAAGAAGCACAGAUAAUAAUCUUACUUAAUAUCUUUGGACCACAUUAUUGCACACCGAUGUCCAGCUUGAGCGUUAAGUGAGCUUGGAAAAAGCACAGGAUUCCUAGCAGAAAUGCCAAGUGACCCUAAUGGGAGUGUUCUCUCCCAUCACAAUGGAAAAGGACUUAGGGGUGGGAAGGGAAGUCUCAGCACGGUGGCAGUGUUCACUUGGAUUGUGACAAACCCAGCCAGCAAAAUGGAAAAUAACAUCAUCUUAAUGUUUGUAACACAACCAAAAUUAUUGUACGCUGUGCCAAAAAAUGACUUGCGUGUUGUUUUGUUUUUUUUACAUUUUGUUGUUUUUGUGAAUUCUGACAUUUCUCACCAUCAGCGCAGCUGAUCUGAUCUGCCUUUCUUUUGUGUAACUUAACUAUCAUUGAAUGACAACUAUGAAAUGUACUUUAUACGCAACAGGUAUUUCAAGUUCACAAUGUAGCUGCUUUUAAGAAUGUGAAAGCCCUCAUCUCUCUCUCCAUUUGCUUUGGAGUUGUCUCAGAGAUGUUCUACACUGCCUUGGACUAGAUUUGUGAAGAUGUGACAACAAAAGAGCUCAUGUAAUUGACUUUCAAACAGCCAGAGUUACAAAACUCUCUUUAGAGCACUAACUUGGUGAGAGAUGGGUUCAAAGGAAACCAUUGAAAUACUUAGGACACUUAAAAUUUUCAACUAAACAGUCCUUUAGACCUACUCAAUAAAAAGCUAGGUGUUUUCAGCAUAUGGUAGGUGCUUGUUACACAUUCCUGGAAAUUGAAAGCAGAAGAAAACAACAAGAAGAGCAGAGAAAUUAAAAGACGUGGGACUGCUAUGAUAUAUUUGAUAGAUUGCUGGUUUUUGACUAUGGUCAUGACAAUGCAUUUUUGAUCAGUAAAUGACUUGGGUAUGUUGCAGAACCACUAAUCCCUGACAUCGUAUUGUUAUUGCAAUUUGAAACGUGUUUCCCACCAAUUUGUCUUUCGUGUGUAAUGCAGUGUGAGGCUCCUCCACUACAUCUCACAGAUUUUGAGACAAGCAUAUGUUGUGAAAUGUAAUUACUCCAAAGUACACCAAUACUAUUCGUAUUGUACGUAAUGCCUUUCCAUCUAGAAAUUUACUGAAGGGUGUUAAUUUCAAGAACGAUGACAAAGUACAGUAGCUGAGCAAUGAGCGUACUGCAUUACUAACAAUUAAGAGCGGUCACAUGUAUAUAUGUACAUUUGUAUUGUAUUUGAGAGAACCGAUGCAAAAUGUGUUGUUGUAGAAACUUGUGGAACUAGAAACUACACAUUGCUGCUUUUUUUCACAACACUUUAUUUUUGCACAAUAUACUGUACAAGCCUUAGUUUGGAGUGGGGGUGUUUGUUGUAGAUUCUGUAAGAUGUUCUGGACAAUACUUUGUGAAAUGCCUGUAAGAAAUAUGUUGUUAAUCAGUGUCAUGUUGCUGAGAAAGUCAAUUAUUUUCUUCCAGCCUAAAGUCUUUCUUAAAUCAUCUGGAGCUUCAGAGAAGUGUGAAUUCACAGGCACAUCAGCAAAGCUGGAACAAGUCAGAAGCAACCAGUAGCACUUGUCACAAACUCUCUAACCAGGAAGUUAAAUAGCACUUUGGCAUUUCAAUCCCUGCUGUCCUCCAAGGGACAACAGUGGGGGCCCAUAGUGGGAAACUGAAUUGUUUGUUCUUUCUAAGUUUCAUAGUUCCAUAAGAAGGGGUAAAGAUCAAGUGAUAUUCUUGUGUACUGAGGUGGUGGUAAUCUUGUAAUAUAUAACCCAGAGACAAGAUGGUCCAGUUAAGAAAAGGACAGUUAGCAUCUGGUUCCUAGUUUAACUCCCAGCUUUGUCACUGACUUCAUACUCCGUCCCAGAAAUAAAGAAGUAAAAUAGAGGUCUUGUUGUAAUUGGCUCUAUAGUUGUUCACCUCCUUAUCUCUGUAACUUAACUUGUGACUUUUUAUUAACUUAUUACUGCAAAAGUGCUACUGGUUGAUCUAAGAAAUGAACAAACAUGAACACAGCUGGAGCUCUGCAUGUAAUACCCUGAACUUAAAUACCAGACAAAUGGAGUUGCAUUAUGACAUACCAAAAAAGGACUGCAUUUAUUUGUAAAAAUUAGAAUUCUCAAUGUCCUUCUUUGUAAAACCUUUGAACCACUGAGCACAAAAUAAAUGAAAGAUUUUAUAUAUAUGUAUGCAGAUUAUGAAUUGGUUGACUGUUAGGUCAGCCAAGACCUGAUGCAUUGGUAUCUGCUGGAAGCCUUCCAGAAUACUGGCUCUGAGGAGGCAGCAGUUGAAACUUAACAGCGGGGACCCCCACAUGGCUCGGACAGUAGAGGCACUGACUCGGUGUGCAGGCUGAGCUCUAUAGUCCUGCUUCAUGAGUGUUUCAUAGCCAGCUGUGACCUUCAUUCGCCAAGCAGCAGCUCACAGCUGGUUCAGCACCAUCUGGGUAUUCAUGGGAAUUGUAAGCCAGGGCUCCCUUGGUAAACAGGCAACCUGUGACUUCUCAGGUGACUGCGGACUUACGGAGGCCUCUCCUUCAGUUCCUGCUGACCCUGCUGUAUGUAGCUUGUAGCAUGUCUAAGGGGGGACUCGCCUAGUGGGAACAGCGGCCUUCACUGGGUAAUGACCAGUUUAUUGUAAUAACACAAUUGGUCAUUCAAAGUGGGAUGGGCACAUGAUUAAAAAAAAACCACACAACAUUUAUAUUUUAUUUUUCAAAAAACCUCAUUAAAGAAGAGGAAAUUCAGAAGACGGCAUCAGGCUUUUUUGAUGCUACAUAGAGUGGUCCACCCAAGCAGGACCAGGGUCUGGCUUUCAAGCAAAGAAAUACCCACGGUUAUACUUUUACAGUGCGUGAAAGGGCAGCACCUUCAGACUCUUGCCUGACCUGCGUUCCUCAAAGGUAAUGGGGAGUGACCUGCUGUUCUCUGUCCCCUGACCAGUUGGUCCUGGUGGGCAAAGGGGUCUGGAGUAUCAGAACGAAGUGGGUCUGCAGGCAGGACUCCAGUUACAAACCAAUGGGGGUUUUUAACAGGAAAGCACUCCAGCAGAGCCGCCUCAUCACCCCAAUGCAGCACGCUUACUGGAUCCACUGUUGAGAACUUCAGCUGUCUUGCCACAAAGCCAGUAUGUCCAGCUGUUUUUGUAAAGUGGCCUGUGCUGUACAAACACAUUGUGAAUUAUGUAUGUUUUUUUAUAUUACCGUUGCUAACUAUUAUUGUUAAAGUUAUUGGCAUAUUGUAAAUAGAUAAAUGCACUUUAUUUUAAUUUUUGUAAUAAAAAAUGAAAGAAACUGUUUGGAA
Messenger RNA from Lepisosteus oculatus (spotted gar), 7644 nucleotides. RefSeq names its product sema domain, immunoglobulin domain (Ig), transmembrane domain (TM) and short cytoplasmic domain, (semaphorin) 4Ba (gene sema4ba). The record is from RefSeq and is a predicted model, not a curated record. Gene Ontology annotation, cellular component: plasma membrane. Gene Ontology annotation, molecular function: semaphorin receptor binding; chemorepellent activity. Gene Ontology annotation, biological process: positive regulation of cell migration; negative regulation of axon extension involved in axon guidance; negative chemotaxis. Lineage: Eukaryota; Metazoa; Chordata; Actinopteri; Semionotiformes; Lepisosteidae.